AUGUAUUCCAAGCAUUUACUUUAUAUAAUAUUUAUUUUAAUUAUUGUGAAUAAUUACGCAGCAAAAGGAGAAAAUUCAACAAAUACAACAAAUGCAUCAACAUUAGCAACUACAACAACAACAACAACAACAAGUACAUUAUCAAUUUUAGUAACAUGUCCUGAGGGUAGUAAACAAGUAUCAUCGAGUUCAGAAUGUCAACUAAAUACUGAGCGACAAGAUAAUACAACUGCAAUGGUUAAAAAUCAAGCAACAACAUCAGGAGGUAGAGCUCGUCGCUUAUUUUUCUUAUUUGUUGGUUGUGCAUUAACAAUACUUGUAAUAAUAACUUUAAUUAUUACUUACAAUCGUAUCACCGAACAGCAUAAUCGUCAUUUAUCACCAAAUCCAACAAUAAAUCCAACAAUUGGCAAUAGAUUUCACAAUGUAUUACAAUCAAUCAGUUUCAGUAAUUUUCGUAAAAAUGGAAGAUUUAAUUUCUUUUCUGUUUCGAAUAAUAAUUAUUCAUCUGGUAUUAAUCGACAAGGAGAGACAUCACGUACUCAUCUAAAUGAAAAUCAAGACGAAGCUUUAUUAUUUGAUGAUCCAUAUGCUGACGGAGGAAUUUCAAGUGGAAUUCAUGGGUCAUCUGCUAAUCCAUACAAAUCAUUAACACUUUCAGUCGCAUAA
This is a messenger RNA of Rotaria socialis, 669 nucleotides long. The record is from the annotation of a GenBank genome assembly. Lineage: Eukaryota; Metazoa; Rotifera; Eurotatoria; Philodinida; Philodinidae.